Molecule: messenger RNA, 121 nt
Organism: Acaulospora morrowiae
Lineage: Eukaryota; Fungi; Glomeromycota; Glomeromycetes; Diversisporales; Acaulosporaceae
Source: the annotation of a GenBank genome assembly
AUGCCAAAGAAAACGUUCGAAAAAUUGACGCCGGCCAGACGUUCGAACCGACUUGAACUGAAACGCAUCAAAAGGAAUGCAGUUCAAUUGAUACCCUUUGAUGAGUCGUCAGGCAACCCGG